Messenger RNA from Lineus longissimus, 735 nucleotides. RefSeq lists its product as uncharacterized. Lineage: Eukaryota; Metazoa; Nemertea; Pilidiophora; Heteronemertea; Lineidae. The transcript is spliced from 2 exons. The coding region runs from base 26 to 592 and encodes 188 amino acids. The record is from RefSeq and is a predicted model, not a curated record.
UAAAUUACCCAGGGAGGGCAAAAUAAUGCAACUUGACGUGUUCAAAACAAUCAGGGGAGACACUGCUUGUAAUGAAAUAAAUCACAAUCACAAGUUACAGAAUCUGGUAUUUCAUUCACAGCAACGACGAAUCAAAUACGAUCUUGAAAAGCAGAGAAUCGCUGAAGAGAACGAACAUCGUAGGCGCAAGAGGCGUGAGAUUGAAGCUGCCAAAAUACGCCAAGAGGAAGCAGAACGACGCCAACAACAAGAUGAACUGGUGCGGAAGCGGCAAUCUCAACUCGAGGAGGAGCAAAAGCAACUGGAGAUGGACGAGCAUAUGAAACGGGAGCGGGAAAACGCGGAGAAGUAUGCGCAGCCACCAGAUCUGGCAACGGUGAAUGAAGAUCCAAGGGAGGAUGAUCAGGAGAAAGCCACACCAGCAUCUCAGCAACUGGCUGAAGGUGAAGUGGGAGAGGUCACUGUGAAGGUGGAAGAGGCGCCACCUACCCCGGCUGAUGGAGAUGCUCCCGGCGACGGGACGGUCAGUGAGAGCGUCGACGAAGCACCGGGGGAAGGCACAGAACAGACUGAUGAGGGCGGGGCAGAAUAAGCCGGGAAGAAUAUCAAGGAUCAGGAUAAAGCGUGGAGGAAUUAACAAAGAACUGUGAUAAAACACUUUCAAAUGGAUUUUUAGAGGAAGAUUUGUUUAAAAAAAAAGACCAAGUGCUAUUUUCUAACAUGUCAUAGAUCUUG